Aspergillus alliaceus is the source of this 714-nucleotide messenger RNA. Its product is annotated as putative isochorismatase family hydrolase. Lineage: Eukaryota; Fungi; Ascomycota; Eurotiomycetes; Eurotiales; Aspergillaceae. The record is from RefSeq and is a predicted model, not a curated record. The transcript is spliced from 4 exons. The coding region runs from base 1 to 714 and encodes 237 amino acids.
AUGCAGCUCAGCAAGAUCUUCCAGACUAUCGCGCUCCUUGGAGCUUCUAUGCCUGCUUUGGCAUGGAACAGGCUUGACAAGGACAACGCUGCCCUUCUGGUCAUCGAUCACCAGGUUGGUCUCGCCCAGCUGGUCCGCGACUACAGCACCAAUGACUUCCGCAACAACAUGCUGGGUCACGCCGCUGUCGGAAAGGCCUUCAACCUCCCCACCGUUCUGACCACCUCCUCCGACACCGGUCCCAACGGUCUCCUCCUCAAGGAAAUCCGCGAUAUGCACCCCAACGCCACCCUCGUCCAGCGCCAGGGUGAGGUCAAUGCCUGGGAUAACGAGGAGUUCCGUGCUGCCGUCCGGGCUACCGGCAAGAAGCAGCUGAUCAUUGGUGGUAUCGUGACUGAAGUUUGCACUGCCUUCCUGGCCCUCUCCCUCAUCGACGAGGGCUAUGAGGUCUUCGCCAACACCGAGGCCAGCGGAACCUUUGACCACCGUCUCGCUGAGGAUGCCAACCGCCGCAUGGAGAAGGCCGGCGUCACCCUCAUGGGUCUCUUCGGCAUCGUUACCGACCUCAUGCGCGACUGGAGACACACCCCGGGACUCCCUGAGCUGCUCCCCAUGCUUGACAAGUACCAAUUCGCCUAUGGUCUGGUUGCCCGCCACCACGCCGGUGCUAUUGAGAAUGGCACUCUCGCUCCCAUUGAGUCGACUCUGAUCUAA